AUGCUUGACAGAACUAAGUUAUUUCACUCAAAAUUCUAUCCAUUCACAGGUAUUCGCUGCGCUACGUUGGGAGCGCCUUCUAGUGGCAAUGUAGGAUGCACUAAUACCAAUUUCGUUUCAUCAGUCUGUACGUUCUCCUGUGUCUCUGGGUAUCGUCUUGUUGGCUCCGAAACAAGGACGUGCUAUCGCUGGUCGAACACAGGUCUGUGGACAGGCUCCAACCCAUUUUGUGAGCGAGUCACAUGUAAUUCGUUGGAUGACCCAACCAAUGGUGCAUGGAGCUGUAUGGGUACUUCCUACUAUGGCAGUUCAUGUACCUUAUCCUGCGACUAUGGCUACACUCUUGAAGGCUCACAGCCAACACGGACCUGCUUGCAGAGUGGCCAAUGGUCUGGAACUGAAGGCACCCUAGAUUGUAUCGAUAGCCUCGCGCCAACCAUUACAGGAUGUCCUUCAUCACAGAGCGUUCUCGCACCACCUCUAGUAACAUCUGCUAUCGUGAUGUGGGCUACGCCAUCAGCAGCCGACAAUUCCGGGGAGGCAGUCACUGUUGUCCUUGAACAGGGUUCUGCAUCCGGGAGUACGUUUGAAGAAGGCGACCAUCUUAUUACAUACUCUGCAACGGACAAUGCACAGAAUAAGGCAACGUGUCUGUUUACUGUGACGGUGGAAGUUGUGUAUUGUCCUGCCCUGGCUGCCCAUCCACCUCUUCAGAUUAGCUGCCCACAGAGUAACAUCCGUGGUUCAGAGUGUACCUUUAGUUGCAGUACAGGAUACAGUCUUCAGGGACAAGAGACCCAGCUAUGUGUGCUGACGGGCUCAACGGGAAUGUGGAACAGCAUAACACCGUCUUGUCAAAUCACACAGUGUAAUGAGCUACCGUCUUUGGAAAAUGGUGGAAUAACAGGAGCUUGCAGCAGGGAUUACGGAUCUAGCUGCCAUUUUGAGUGCCAUGUAGGAUAUGAAAUCAACAAUGACGUUCGUACUUGCGUUGCUCAACCUGGAAGCUCGUCUGUUUUCUGGGAUGGCGAGUCACCAGUUUGCUCCAGAAUCUACUGUACCAAACCAUCAUUAUCCAUCGGUCUUCAGAUUACAGUCACUUCCCAAUGUCCGUCAGGAAGACAAGUGUCAUCGGGUAACCAAUGCCACUUCAUUUGCUCAGAGGGAUACCAUCUUCAAGGUAGCGAAGAUUUAACAUGCCAAGAAGAUCACACUUGGAGCAGUACCAUCCCAACUUGCCAAUUAAUCAACUGUGCAGUUGCAGACCUAUCUGUCCCAAUGUUCGCUGUGAAACAAGGCUGCACGACCGGAGAAGUAAACUACGGAACAGUUUGCACACUUUCCUGUCAAGAAGGUUAUGAACCUACUGGAUCUGGGGAAAUGACAUGCUCAGACGAUGGAAAUGGUGUUGGGACUUGGUCUGGGGAUUCCAUCGAAUGCACCUUGGUGACCUGUUCAGUCCCCAUACCAGUAUCAACUGUCACUACCGUGAAUUGCUUAUACAAUGGCGAAUCGACUGUAACAUCAGAAAGACAGAAAUAUUCUACUGCAUGCAAUUUUCAGUGUGAUGAUGGCUAUUCAUUGGUGGAAGGCUCACAUGUGAGAGUUUGCUUGGCUACUGGUGAAUGGGAUGGGAUUCCAGUGUUAUGCAGAGACAUAACACCACCUGACCUAACCUGUCCUGAGGAUAUCGUGCUGAAGGCUGACCCAGGGAUGACGAUGAGUAAGAUACAAUGGAGCCGAUGGGAGCCUAUUCUGGCCUCAGAUCUUGGAAUGAGUAUUGAAGCAACUCUUUACAGCAUUAACUCUGAUGAAGUAGGACCCAACCGCCCAUCCUUGUUCUCAGAAGGUAGUCAUACACUGGUUUAUGAGGCAGAAGACGUGUCUGGGAAUAAGAUUGAUUGCUCUUUUUCUGUCACAGCCAAAGUUUGCAGAUGUCCGCCAUUAUCCAUUCCUGAGAACAGCAUUGUAUCUUUAGCGGCAGGAGUGGGGUCGUGUAAUGGAGGAGUUGUGUAUGGAUCGGUGUGUACUAUCAGAUGUGAGCUUGGCCAUACCUUGUCAACAGGGGGCAGGUCUUUGAACAGAACUUGUGACAUUUCAGAGUCCGGCCCAAACUGCGAUGCAAUGUGGAGUAGCCCCGAUCCAGUCUGUGAGAUUGUUAGAUGUGAUGUUCCCGACGUUACAAAUGGCUUGUCAGAUUGCCCGUCUUCUACAGUGGCCUAUCUUACAUCGUGCGGGUUUUCUUGCGAACCUGGUUAUAGGGCGCCCUCUGGAGCGGACAGCUAUUUGCGUACAUGUCAAGCAGACUCUCAGUGGAGUGGGGAGGAUUUUCAGUGCACUGAUUUGAUCACAUGCCCAGCUCGAUUGGCUAUCCCCUAUGGCAGUGCGACACCAUCUGAAUGUUCAUCAUCUGAUUUCGUUCAAUUUGGUUUCACAUGUGAGUUUACAUGCCAAACUGGUUUUCGACUGGAAGGUCCUGGCAGCGUGUUGUGUAAUACGGACGGAAAUUGGAGCCCAAAUGGUGAUUCCUUCUGCGUUGAUAUACAAGCUCCUACAUUUGACGUGGCUUGCCCUCAUCGCAUUAAUGCUGAUGCUCUACGUGAACGCACCACCGCGGAAGUUUACUUUCAGGAACCCAAUCCAAUUGACAACUCUGGAAAUGCUACCAUAAAGAGACUGGAUUUGGGGUAUGCUCCUGGGAGUGAAUUUCCAGAAGGCGAUACGAGAAUUCGAUACAAGGCAACCGAUGCUUUUGGACUAACUUCAUUGUGUGACCUUAUCAUAACAGUGAAUGUUCACCGCUGCUCCGUCCAACAGCCGCCCCUUCACGGGGCCGUUACUGGCUGCGUUGACUCUUUCAUUGGAAGUCAAUGCUUGUUUUCAUGUGAUGUCGGGUAUAAUCUGAUGGGUACAUCAAGUUUGCAGUGUGAACUAACAUCCGAUGGUACGCCUGCAUGGAAUGACCUCACUCCGACUUGCCUGAUUCAAACAUGUCCAUCUCUGCAAAUUCCUGAGUUUGCUUCUCUUUCUGGAUGUGAUAGUUCACCCGUGCCUUUCGGGUCCAUUUGUACAUUCUCCUGUGAACUGGGUUAUACUGGCAUUGGAGAAAGCAUAAAGAGCUGUCUGGAAGAAGAGGUGUGGUCUAGUACAAGCUUUGUAUGUGAAAGACUACCGUGUGAAGUGCUGUCUGAACCAUCAUCCAUUAUGAUCUUACCAGAGACUUGUUUGUCCGAUCCGCGCUUCGGCGAUGUCUGUUCACUAGAAUGUGAACAGUCUGGUUUCAAGAUAACACCUCCUGGUUUGAAGGAGGUUACUUGUUCCAGUGAUCAGACCUGGACUGGCGAGGUAGAACAAGCUCAAUGUGUGGAUUUGGAGCUUCCAGUAUUCGAGGACUGUCCGUCAGAUAUAGUCGCUUUUGCGAGCAAAAGCUCAGAUAAGGCCAAUGUGGAGUGGUCAGCAGUCGCUACGGACAAUGACCCAUCACAAGAACCAGUAGUGACCUGUAAUCCCCAGCCUGGGAUCUUGACCAUAGGUGUACAUGUCGUCAGAUGCAGUGCGCUGGAUGAAGCCGGUAACGAGGCUUCCUGUCAAUUCACAGUGGAGGUCAAAGCGCGACAGUGUCAACCUCUAACUCCUCCUGCACAUGGCAUUGUAAUGGACACUUGCGACACGACCUACGGCUCUACAUGUCACAUAGAAUGCUCUGAAGGUUAUCUUUUGGUCGGUUCUUCCAUUGGAAACUGUGAAUUCGAUGGAACUAACAUGUUUUGGCAAUUCGAGAAUGAACCUCUGUGCAUAACGACCAGCUGCAAUCCACUUGAUGUUCCCGAUCCAAUCCUAUUUUCCCCUGCGUCCUGUUCCGGGUCGGGCAUGGUGCAUGAUGGGACAGUGUGUACCUUGAGCUGUGAUUUCCACCUGACAUUGGAAACAGAGGUAGAAUUAUUCACCUGCCUCAAGGGGGAGUGGAGUCAACAACCCUACGUGUCAUCAAUCCAGUGCAUAGAUGAAGUUCCUCCUACACUCACCUAUUGCCCACCACAUAUCUUGACUACUCGUACCGAGUAUUGGGGUGUGGAGGAAAGUUUUGUUUACCCAUCAGCAGAAGAUAACUUCGACAUGGAACUACAAGUAACCGCUGACCCCCUAGAUUUAAUGUCCCCCUACACCUUCACGUCUGAUACGACAUGUACAUACACAUUCACUGAUGAUGCAGGGAAUAGUGUGUCUUGCGUCUUCCAAAUUGACAUCACUAAUGACGUUCAACCAGUUAUAACAUCAUGUCCAACUGGUGGUGAGGUGAAUACAAGUGACACUGUUGGUCUUGUCCACUAUGAAAAGCCUUCCUACUUACCUAUGCCAGGCAUCGAUCUAUUAGUCUCCUGUAAUGUGCCUGAUAGCCCUAUAAUGCUACCUGUUGGCGACCAUGAUAUCAUAUGCCAUGUUUCAGAUCCAGCAAGUGGUCUGCAGGCAGAGUGCAGAAUGUCCUUUAAAGUCAUGCAUGAGAGCUGCCUGCCAUUAAACAGUCCCAUGAAUGGAGCACUGGCCUGUGACAUCUUUGCCGAUGGUCGGUACUGUAGUGUUCUUUGUGAAGAUGGCUAUGAUGUUCCAAGGGUGUUGACCGGAGCAGGCAUUGCAAUUUCAUUGGAUGUAUUCAUCUGUGGCACCUCUGGAUCCUGGCAUCCUCAACAAUCUGUACCCGACUGUUCAGAACCAAAGUCAUCAAAGCCUAACUUACCCCUGAAGAUCAUGUACUACCCAUCCUCGUGUUCUGAGGCUGAUGCUAGCAGUAUAGAUACUAUAUCCUCACAGUUCCUUGAGAUUCUAGAACAGAGUGACUUUGACUCUAUUUGCGACGUUAAUAGUCAGUGCUCAGUAGACAAUGUGGAGGUAUCCUGCGGGGUCAAGAAUGAACGUAGGAGGCGCUCCAUCCCUGAUCAAAGGAGACCUAAACUAGGCAGAGGAUCUGGUGGGCCUACAAGUGUGUCUAUGGUACUUCGGUUGACAGAUACAAUGAAACUUGGGCAGAGCAAGCAGCCAGAAGGCCAACACCCUCAUCAGGUUCUCCAUAAUCUAGCACAUCACAUCCAUAGUCAUGUACAGCAUCACUUCUCUAAAGCUGAUGGUGACAAGAAAGAGGAUGGAAUCCCUGGAGAUGCCGAACAUCAGCGGUUAAAGCCGGACACGACUCUUCUCUUUGGGGACGUUUUAGCGGAAUGCGAUGAGGGAUAUUACCUGGAUGAAGAUGGCUUCAAAUGCAUACCUUGCCCUGCUGGAUAUUAUCUGGAUGUCGCAUCAGAGAUCUGUACUCCAUGUAACCAAGGUUUCUUCCAAGAUGAUCAGGCUCAAACUGAAUGUAAGCCGUGCAGGGACGGAACUUCAACCAUCGACCAAGGAGCAACUCGUGCUGAACAGUGCAAAGAGCCCUGUCCAGCUGGACAUCUCUCCAAAAGUGGCUUCCAUCCUUGUACACGUUGUCCUCCAGGCCUCUACCAACCACACCCACAGCGCACAUCAUGUACACGAUGUCCUGGGAAUACUACUACAGCUAUGUAUGGAGCAACAUCUAUCAAUAGCUGUCAUAUCGUGAACUAGGAUGCCAAUCUCAAUACAUGAAUGACCGGGGCGCGCACAAGAAAUUCUUAAAUAAGGUCAAGGUCUAUGAAGGGUAAAGAUUGGCAUGAGUAAAAUAAAAUAGAUUAUUGUAGGUUUUAAAUUCAUAAAUAAUAGAUGUUGAAAUUCAAAAUCUUUCAUUUCUCAUGCCUAGCUAGGCUGAAGCGCGUAAACUUUGGUGUAUAUAGGCCGCAUGUAAUAUUUCAAAAGACUAUACUAUGAUCUGCAGAGAAUUUCCAUUAUGCCUAAAGCAAGUUGUUGUUGCUAUUGUUUUUGUUUGAAUGGCGCGAAUAACCUUUGGAUCAAUAGUUGGUAUGUGUUUUUAUUUCAUUUGUAUAAAGUAUGUACGCGAAAUAGAUUUCCAAUAAAGAAAUUUUGGUUUGUUAAUAUACCUAUUCCUGUGCAUAUUUGAAUUUCAAAGCCUUAUCGUUUUGUUGUAAAUUUGCUUAACUGAGACGACCAAGGAAAUGGGAAAUUGAUGCUAAAAAUUUACUAGCGAGUAUACAAAAAUGGGGAGUCUGAUAGUAUAUAGUGACACAGUAAACAGUAUAUCUUCUCAUUAACAUUUUACAAGCUUUUUACAUUGUUUUCUUAAUCAUUUUGUUUUAAUCCAUGUAACUGUUUGUAUCACCCUGGGUCUAGUCACACAAUUGAAAGCUGGGCUUUACUUUAGGCCAAGUAUUUAAAACUCAAAGAAAAUCAAAAUGUAUGGAUUUAUUUCUUAUAGAAAAUGUAUAUAUUGCUUUCAUAGUUGAAUGUACCUGUGAUUUUAUGAACUAUGUAAAAUAUCAUGCUAAACAGUAAGUCUCACACUCGGUGUAUUACGUAAGAUGUUUAAAUUCACGAUUGUUUUUUUGGACAAUGUAAUCAGAGCGCAAUAAUCAAGUUUGGAGAUUUGUAUUUCAGCAAGUUUCUGAUUUAUAUCAUUCGGGAAAUGUAAUUAAUAUGUUGAUUGAUUACAAUUGGAAAAUGGAAGGGUUUAUUUUAGGCUUUUGCUCAAGUGUACCAUUCCGGAUCCCAGAACAAAAAUGACAUUUUGAUUUUACUUCUCUCAUUCUCUAUAGAUGUUAAGCAGUGGAAAUACACUGUUUAGGGAAGUCAUAUACGGGAUCAAAGUGUUCAAUCUCAAAUUAUUACUUUAAUCGCUAUUUUGGAAUGAAUUUCACUGUUUCAAUUGAAGUACAUUCAAUUCCAAAGAAAUGCAAUGAUCCCUAACACGACUCCUUAAUUAUGGUUGAUUUACACUCCUCAUAGUAAUUGUUAUUUACCCAUCCUUAUCAAGUUUAUGAUUGUUGAUGACUUGACAGGUCAAUCCUUUGUAAAAAGUUCAUUUGCAUGAAAGUAUAAGAGAACAUAAUCACUAUUAACGUUGGAAAUAAAUCGAAACAAUAAUAUAAGAAAGUUACGUAUGUUUGAAAUAUGAAAUAAUUUCAUCUUCAAUUGGGACGUGAGGUAGUCACAGAAAACUAUCCAGUUUGUCGUUCACAAAAAUAUUAUUAAUUUAUGUUUUUCUCCUAAGUGCCUUUACCCUUGGGGCACUACCCAAAAUAUAUUACUUUUAGCAUAUCAUUAUAGGUUCUCCAAAAAGAAAAGACACUCAUCAGUCCUACAACAUGACAUUAUAGUCAUUUUGUGUGUUGAAACAAAAUGAUGAGAAAGUUGUCCACCACUGGGUCACAGUGACAUUACCGGUUCAGCCAAUUCGAAGUGCCCAUAUACAACUUUUAAAACGUAAUUUCUGAUUUUGUGUCCAACUUCAUUCAACUUUCAAAUGUCUCCGAUUUGUCUGCUUUCGUUUAGAGAUGUAUAUCAAGGUUACACUAUCCUUAAACAAAUAAAAUCCUAUUUAGAAGGGAAAAAACUGUUGUUAUAUAAUUUCUUCCAGAAUUACGGUUAGGUGCUUGAACAAUCAUUUCCCCAGUACUACCAUAAUGUAAAGAUAUCAUAAAAGGGGUUAUUCAUGUAUCCAUUACCGAUUCACCUAUCUAUAGGUAGGGCUGUUUUACCAUUAUGCUUGUCAUUUUUCACAGUGACAAGUUCAGGUCCCCUUUUGCUGAUUCAUGUAGAAAGAAAUAAAAAUCGCUGCAUAAAUU
Messenger RNA from Strongylocentrotus purpuratus (purple sea urchin), 7703 nucleotides. Its product is annotated as sushi, von Willebrand factor type A, EGF and pentraxin domain-containing protein 1. NCBI's taxonomy places the organism in Eukaryota, Metazoa, Echinodermata, Echinoidea, Camarodonta, Strongylocentrotidae. Bases 1 to 5592 code for a protein of 1863 amino acids. The transcript is spliced from 29 exons. The record is from RefSeq and is a predicted model, not a curated record.